Messenger RNA from Coregonus clupeaformis (lake whitefish), 1627 nucleotides. Its product is annotated as ras-like protein family member 11B. The transcript is spliced from 3 exons. The record is from RefSeq and is a predicted model, not a curated record. Lineage: Eukaryota; Metazoa; Chordata; Actinopteri; Salmoniformes; Salmonidae. Gene Ontology annotation, molecular function: GTP binding; GTPase activity. Bases 176 to 925 code for a protein of 249 amino acids.
GCAGUAUUCACACAGUCAGCUCCAAUUUUGAAGGAACGAUUGAAAAGAGAGUGGGUUUCUGAAGCUGAUAACAGGGAUUACGUUAGCUCUUUACAAACCAUCUUCCGAGACAUUAUUUGAUAGAGCUGAAUUGAAUUUUGCAUCCUAUUGAAAACUGAACGAGGAUUUAGUAAAAAUGCGUCUGAUCCAGAACAUGUCAACCAUCGCGGAGUUUGCGACCCCAGAGUGUCCGUCCAACCGGACCAUCAAAAUAGCAGUGAUCGGGGGCAGCGGAGUUGGCAAAACAGCUCUGGUAGUAAGGUUUCUAACAAGGCGCUUCAUCGGCGACUACGAGAGAAACGCAGGAAACCUUUAUUCAAGAGAGGUCCAGGUGGACGGAGGAGAGCAAGUAGCCAUCCAAGUCCAGGACACGCCGGGUGUUGAUCUGACAGGUAAUGGCCUCAGCAUCCCAGAUCAUGUGACCUGCUCCAUCCAAUGGGCCGAUGCCGUGGUGCUGGUCUACUCUGUGACCGACCGCCAUAGCUUUGACCUGAUUGGCCAGUUGCACCAGCUGGUGGCCCGAACAGGUGGGGCCAACAUGCCACCCGUCAUCCUGCUGGCCAAUAAGGCGGACCUGCUGCAUAUGAGGCGGGUGGACGCCGACCAGGGCCCCCUGCUGGCGGCGGCGCUGGGUUGCUCCUUCUAUGAGGUGUCAGCCAGUGAAGACUACAGCCAGGUACAUGGGGCCUUCCACAGGCUGUGCUGCCACAUGGCCAAGCAGCAGCCCACAGCCUUGAUGUCCUCCCACACCACCUCCAGCGGAGCGGCUGAGAAGAAGGGCCGCUCACCCCUUAUCCCCAGGCCCAAGUCCCCCAACAUGCAGGACCUGAAGAGGCGCUUCAAGCAGGCCCUGUCAGCUAAAGUCAGGACUGUCACCUCUGUGUGAGAAGGACUUGGGUUCGUCUACUACACAACGUGGUCCAGUGUGGCUACUGAAAAUAAAUUAAAUGAGGAGAAAAGAGGGCAGAGAAGAUUCCUGUGCCUUGUUUGGGACCUCUCAAUAUGGCUGGAGCAGCCUGACUUGCGAUGAGCAGCAGAGACAAAAUGGAGGCUCAACUUUGACCUCUGACCCAUGUUCACUGACAGACUGAGGUAAUGACCUGUGGGGUGAACAGGUGUCCGCCUGUUUGUCACCAUCACUCCUGUCUUGUCUGAGACUGUUCACUGAGUCUGCAGACGUCUGCUAUGAGAGACGGCAGCUGGGAGGUGUUGGUAUGUCAGCCCACCAGAAGGGACAAAGAGGGAAGCUGUCCUUAAGCUGAAUGAAGCCUUGAAGGACACUGCACAGUGUUUAUUUUUUCUUGUAACAGUUUUGUUUUUGUUCAGGCUGACACUGCUUGGCAAUGUUUAUUGAACACUCCAUUGUCAGACAUGCCAAGGACUUGAGUCAGCGCGCUGUGUUUUCACUGUUAAAUUUCUCAUCUGUCAUUAUCUCCAGUUCCCCAGUGCAUUCCUUGUACAACAGGCAAAACCAUCAUUUUGCACAUCAUGGUAGUGAACUAUGAGUGGAAGGCAGGAUCACUGCGGGGCAGCAUGGAUUAGACACUGGGCUGGGUGGGGUGUUGGGGGUAUUUGUGAUGCACUUUAA